Caenorhabditis remanei is the source of this 1218-nucleotide messenger RNA. RefSeq lists its product as uncharacterized. The record is from RefSeq and is a predicted model, not a curated record. The coding region runs from base 1 to 1218 and encodes 405 amino acids. Gene Ontology annotation, biological process: innate immune response. Lineage: Eukaryota; Metazoa; Nematoda; Chromadorea; Rhabditida; Rhabditidae. The transcript is spliced from 4 exons.
AUGCCAGACAUCGUUCUCAGCAAUAUUUUCAGCAAACUGGAUCUUGUCAGUGGGCUGAAAGUAAAAAAUACCUGCAUGCGACUCCGCUUUGUCUCCAAUUCCGGAACGAUUCCCUGUGAUCAUGGAUGUGUGAUUAUUUUAAAGGAAAAAAUAUGCUUGCAGUUUGAUAAUUUUCAUGCGACGUAUCAAAAACUGGGUCGCAAUUGUCUAGUUCAGAAAGACAAUGGGCCGAUGCAUAAUAUUUUCAACCAGGAUUACAAGAAUGUUGCAUUGAAUGAUUUGAAAUCUGUUCUCCAGUGCGUCAACUUUUGCAUCAAUCACUUGGAGUUUAUGGUAUCUCCGCAAUGCGAACGCAUCUACGCGAAAUUCAUUUUCACGAUCAUUAAGAGUCUGGAGAACGGAGGGCGCCCAAAGAAGCUCAAAAUCAAAGUUCUAUUCAACCGCAGUACCAAUUUAGGAAAGAUCAACAAACUAAUCCCAUUCAUGGAACCAGGUUAUCUGAACACAAUGUUGCUCCUAUUUAACGAAACGAGAGAACAAGAUUUUGAUAAGAUUGUUCACACGCAACAAUGGCUUCAAUGCGAAACAUUGGGAAUUCAUGGAGACAUUGGAAAUUUUGUGCCAUCGAAGUACUUGAACAAUUUCUUGCAUUUCAAUAAUAUCGACCUGCAUUGCUCUCCAACAUUGGCAGAGAUACUACAUUUUGCCGGAACAAUCACUGUAUCUCCAACUCUUCAAUUGUGCCAAAUAUACACUAGCAGGCCAGAGUUCGACUUUGAACAUCUUGAAACAGCACUUGGUUUAACCGACCCGUACGAAGGUCCAGAUGGUGACACCUGUUACUCACUGGCCAUUCCAGAUUCAGACGACCGUAUCACCUACAAUCUGUCAUACGAUACGUUAAAAUUACAAAAAGUGAACAAAGCACUCCGUUCAUAUGUUGAUGAUAAAAAGCCCGAUUGCCAAAUUAGAACUCUCAAUGCUUUUAUAAAUGCUGAUGAAGCUCAAAUCAUACUUGAAAACGAGCUAGAAGGAUGGAUUCAUAUUAGAUACAAAGCAGUCAAUGAGAAUACAACAUCUGUGCGUGAGAAACAGGAACGAAAAAUUGAUGGCAUAAACUUUAUGAAGGCACUUAACAGCGACCUGGAGAUUUUAUUGAAACAUCAGAAGCCUGCUUCCGAACCUAUCACCCUGUUUAUCCAGAUUGAUAAUUAUUAA